Messenger RNA from Angiostrongylus costaricensis, 327 nucleotides. NCBI's taxonomy places the organism in Eukaryota, Metazoa, Nematoda, Chromadorea, Rhabditida, Metastrongylidae. The record is from the annotation of a GenBank genome assembly.
AUGUUCUUCAGGUGUUCUGGUCUUGUCCUGUCCGGACCUGGUGCUGUUCGAUUUUUCGCCGACGAAAUGGCAUGUCGGAUUUUGGAAGGGAGAACCGGUGGUACAACAUAUCCGUCCUCCUUUAUUUCAUAUGACGGAAGGCUUUCUCCGUGGUCCAAUCCUGACGUCGAAAUCUUCGGUUACAGUUCUUUUCCAGUAUCACAGACGGCGUUGAAUGGGUGGCGUCGUCUCGUUUCGGCCAGGCCGGCUACGUCGUGCCUUUUCCUUCUUGCUUGCGUGAUCAAGUCUUAUAUUGAGAAAUCGGAUGCAAAGGUACGUGCAUUGUAG